AUGACCAAGCAUUUUCGUUUCGCAAUAAUGCUUCAUGGUGCUUUCGCUCUCACUGUCCUUGUUCAUUCCCAGGAUCAAUUAGGCUUUAUCAGCAUAGACUGUGGGAUACCAGAUGACUCAAGCUAUAAAGAUGGAAUAACAGAUAUCAAUUACACUUCAGACUCAACCUUCACAGACACUGGUGUAAAUGGGAAUAUUUCACCCGAAUACAGGACCAAUUCUCUUGAACAACAGUUUUGGACUGUCCACAGCUUUCCUGAAGGAACUAAAAAUUGUUACACCUUAAGCCCUUCAUCAGGCAAAGACAGGAACUAUUUGAUCCGAGCGAAAUUCAUGUAUGGGAACUAUGAUGGCGAAGGCAAAACCCCAACAUUUGAUUUGUAUCUUGGAGUAAACAGGUGGGAUACAGUUGCAGUGUCAGAUGCAUCAAGUACAAUACCCAAGGAAAUUAUUCAUUUGUCCUCAUCAGAAGACAUCUAUGUUUGUCUUGUAAACACAGGCUUUGGGACACCUUUCAUAUCAGUAUUAGAGCUAAGACCUUUGCCGAACGAUACCUACAUACCUAAAUCAGGAUCGCUGGAGCUCUUUGAUCGGGCGAAUUGCGGCUUAGUCAAUCAAACUUACAGGUACAAAGAUGAUGUUUUUGACCGCAUAUGGUCACCCUUUGGCGCAAGUCAGUGGAGAAACAUUAGUACCAUUCAACCGGUCUCAAGCGGCAAUUCUUACCAAUUACCAUCUGUUGUCAUGAGUACUGCAGUCACGCCAUUCACUACAAAUGAUUCCAUAGGCUUGUAUUGGUCUCCCAACAAUGCAACCUCCCAAUAUUAUUUUUACAUGCACUUUGCUGAAAUUGAAAAUCUUCAAGCAAAUCAGUCUAGAGAAUUCAACAUCUUUCUGAAUGGGGAUUUGUGGUAUAAAGCUCUUUCUCCAAGAUACCUGGUCGCUACUACAAUAUACAGCCCAACAUACAGAACAAAACCAGACAGUGAAACUAAAUUUAAGAUUUGGAUCAAUAAAACCGAGACUUCAACCCUUCCACCCAUUCUCAACGCUAUCGAGAUAUACACAGUGAAUCAGCUUUUACAAGCACAAACAGACCAAAAAGAUGUUGAUUCUAUCAAGAAUAUCAAGUCAAUGUAUGGAAUAAAAAGAAACUGGCAAGGAGAUCCUUGUGCCCCUAGAGAUUACUCGUGGGACGGUCUUAAUUGCAGCUACAGUAAUUUUGAUCCAGCCAGCAUCAUAUCAUUGAACUUAUCCUCAAGUGGAUUGACUGGGGAGAUAGCUCCUUUCAUUUCAAAUCUCACAAUGAUACAAUAUCUGGAUCUAUCAAACAAUAGCUUAAAAGGAACGAUUCCCACUUUUCUAUCACAACUGCUACUCUUGCAAGUUCUAAACCUUCAAAAUAACAGCCUCUCAGGAUCCAUUCCCAUGGAACUCAUUGAAAGAUCAAAUAAGGGAUUACUUUUGCUCAGUGUUGGAGGAAAUCCAAAUCUUGCUAGUGAUGGGGGAAAUACAAAUCCAAAUUCUUGUGUGUCCAGUCCAUGCAAAAAGAAAAAGAAUGUUGUUGUUCCAGUAGUAACAGCAGUUGUUGGAUUUGCCAUCCUCUCAUUAUGUGGAAUUGCUCUCUUGUGGCACCUGAAAAGGAGGAAAAAAGGGGAGGUGAUCUUUGUAUCCAAUGAACAAGGAAGGGUGUUAGAGUCUAAGAAACAGCAGUUCACAUACUCAGAGGUCCUGCGUAUUACCAAUAAUUUUGCAAGCGUUAUCGCGAAAGGAGGCUUUGGAACAGUUUAUCAUGGCUACUUUGAUGGCCUUCAAGUUGCUGUGAAGAUGCUUUCACCUUCAUCAGUUCAAGGGUAUAAGGAAUUUCAGGCAGAGGCCAAUUUUCUUAUGAAAGUUCAUCACAAAAACUUGACUUCUUUUGUUGGAUAUUGCCAUGAAAACACCAAUAUGGGGCUCAUCUAUGAGUAUAUGGCAAAUGGAAACUUGGCACAGCAUCUGUCAGGAGUUGUGAGCGCGGAUAAAAAUUCAAGUUUCUUGAGUUGGGAAACUAGACUCAAAAUAGCAAUGGACUCAGCACAAGGAUUAGAGUAUUUGCACAAUGGUUGCAAGCCACCCAUUAUCCACCGUGAUGUGAAGUCUACAAACAUCUUAUUGGAUGAAAAUUUCCAAGCCAAACUAACUGAUUUAGGGUUGUCUAGAAUUAUCUCUAGCGAAGGUGGCACUCAUGUCUCAACAAAAGUUGUUGGCACCCCAGGAUACCUUGACCCUGAGUACUAUGCAACAAACUGGUUGACUGAGAAGAGUGAUGUUUUCAGCUUUGGAGUUGUUCUAUUGGAAAUAAUCACAGGACGACUUGCAAUCACUAAAGCUCCGGAGAAACUUCAUAUAAUUAAAUGGGUUAAUUCCAUGCUUGAAAGAGGGGAUGUUAAGAAUAUUGUGGAUCCAAGGUUAGCAGGAGACCUUGACAUUAAUUCUGUUUGGAAAGCAAUAGAAGUGGCAAUGGCUUGUGUGUCUCCCAAUUCCAUCCAAAGGCCAACUAUGACUUAUGUAGUGAUGGAAUUAAAGCAAUGUUUGGCAAUGGAAUUGGCUCGGAUGCAUGAGGGCUUUGAGAUAGAUUUAGACCAAAUCAGUGGAAUGAACUUUGUGCAUACUGGAAAAACUCCCUUGGCAAGGUAG
Molecule: messenger RNA, 2676 nt
Organism: Quercus lobata
Lineage: Eukaryota; Viridiplantae; Streptophyta; Magnoliopsida; Fagales; Fagaceae
Product: probable LRR receptor-like serine/threonine-protein kinase At1g05700
Exons: 13
Coding region: 1-2676 (891 amino acids)
Biological process (GO): protein phosphorylation
Molecular function (GO): protein binding; ATP binding; protein kinase activity
Source: RefSeq, a predicted model, not a curated record